Molecule: messenger RNA, 4901 nt
Organism: Scylla paramamosain (green mud crab)
Lineage: Eukaryota; Metazoa; Arthropoda; Malacostraca; Decapoda; Portunidae
Product: phospholipid-transporting ATPase IF-like
Biological process (GO): phospholipid translocation
Cellular component (GO): plasma membrane; endoplasmic reticulum
Molecular function (GO): ATP binding; magnesium ion binding; ATPase-coupled intramembrane lipid carrier activity
Source: RefSeq, a predicted model, not a curated record
UCUUCUGGUAUAACGACAUCCACUUGUGCAGAAGGGAAGUUUGGUUGACAGAGCUGCCUUUACUCUAUUACAGUAUACGUGACUCUAAUGUUGCAGCUCCCCCCCACCCGUGUUACUCUUUGCUCUCGUGUUGCGGGCCUUGGACGGAGUGUGGCAGGGACAAACCGCGUGUGCAUGUUAAAGUGAACUGCGUACGGUGAAAAGGCAACUAAAAAACGUGAGAAAAAGUGACAGAAGUGAUGGCAUAUUCCUCGAGGAGUGACAAUCUCUAGUGUGUGUGUGUGUGUAUGUGUGUGUUUAGGGCCGAGGUCUGGCAAGGAAAUUCGCAAUGUCUACUCCCUCAGCGCGUACAGUCUAUCUCAACCGCCGUCCACCACCACCAUCCACUCCUCCCUCCUGUGACUUGACGGACGCUCCUGUUCUCAUCCUGCCUCACUACCCCUCCAACCUGAUCACCACAGCCAAGUACACGCUUGUCAACUUCCUGCCCAAGAAUCUUUUUGAACAAUUCCGACGGCUGGCCAACUUCUACUUUCUGUGUUUGGCCAUUAUUCAUAGCACCAUCGACAGCCCUGUUUCCCCGCUGACGAGCAUCCUGCCGCUCAUAUUUGUGGUGAGCGUGACGGCGGUGAAGCAGGGAUACGAGGACUGGCUAAGGCACCGCGAGGACAACAAGGUCAACAACGCCCCUGCCACGGUGCUGAGGGACGGCAGGUUUACGGGAGUGAGAUGGCACCAGAUUAGCGUUGGGGACGUGGUGAAGGUGAGCGACGGAGAGGAGUUCCCGUGUGACCUGCUGCUGCUGGCCUCCUCUGACCCAGAGGCCAAGUGUGACGUCAUCACUGCCAACCUGGAUGGGGAAACUAACCUGAAGGUGUUCGUCUGUCCCUCUGAAACACGCGAACUGAAAACCGAGGAUCACCUUUGGAGUUUACAUGCGACUGUGCAAUGCCAGCUGCCACACGCCAACCUCUACGACUUCAAGGGCAGUCUAGAGAUGUACCAGGGCAGCAGCCAGGCCACGAUGACACCGCUGGCCACCGAGAACCUGCUGCUGCGGGGCGCCAGGCUCACCAACACGGCCUGGGUGUACGGUCUCGCCAUCUACACGGGACGGGAUACUAAAAUGGCAUUGAACUCUAAGCUGAAGAACAACAAAAUCUCCAUAAUUGACAAGUCGAUGAACUACUUCCUGGUGUUCUUCCUGGUGCUCAUGGUGGCUGAGAUUGUGACGUGCACUGCGCUCAAAUAUUCCGUCUUCAGCCAGGAGCAUCAACACCAUGUGGUACCUGGACUACCCGAAGGAGGUCCCGUCACAGCCCGAGGCGUGUACCAGGACAGUGUUUCCUUCCUCGUCAUCUUCAGCUACAUCAUCCCUGUCUCCCUCUACGUCACCCUCGAGAUGCAGAAGUUCCUCGCUACUCUCUUCCUUCAAUGGGACGAGGAGGUGACUGGCGCGGGGGAGGACGAGGCGCCCAAAGUCAACACUUCUGACCUUAACGAGGAGCUGGGUCAGGUGGAGUUCCUAUUCUCAGACAAGACCGGAACGUUGACGGAGAACAUCAUGAGUUUCCGGCGGUGUUCUGUGGGCGGCAGGAGCUACAUGGACGCCGACGGGAGGCUGCACGCGGCCAGCGCUACCGACGGAUGCGCUGCUGGGGAGGCCCUCACACGCUUACCGGAGGAAGUGGUGACAUUCCUGGAGACACUUGCAUUGUGCCACACUGUGCGGGUCGUUUUUCCAUCCGCUGAAGAAAAGCAGAGCGAAGCCAAGGCGGGAAAAUGGCCAGAGCAGCAGAAUGUGAACCCUGAAUACCACGCCUCCAGCACUGAUGAGAAGGCGCUGGUCGAGGCGUGCGCCAGGUAUGGCGUUGUCUUCUUGGGGCAGCGAGAGGACCAGGUGGCAGUGGAGGUGUGUGGCAAAGUCAGGAGGUACACUCGACUGCAGAUCCUCGAAUUCGACUCAGACCGCAAGUGCAUGUCGGUGGUGGUGCGCGAGGAGUGGUCGGGACGGCUGUGGCUGCUAACCAAAGGUGCCGAGAGCAGCGUGUUGAGGCGCUGCCGCGUGCAGACCGACAGGGAGCAGCGACACCACGACGCCACGGCGGCCCACAUCGACGACUACGCCCUGCUGGGUCUCCGCACACUGGCGGUAGGUCGCCGGGAAAUCAACGACCAGCAGUACCAAUUGUUUGCUACGCAGCUGUUCCAGGCACGGAUGAUGAUGGAAGGGCGCGAGGAGGCGGUGAGGAAAGUGAAGAGUCAGAUGGAAGCGGAGCUGACCUUGCUGGGAGCCACUGGGGUAGAGGAUCUGCUUCAGGAGGGCGUCCAGGAAACCCUUGAGUCCCUGCGGGUGGCAGGCAUCAAGGUGUGGGUGCUGACUGGCGACAAGGUGGAGACAGCGGUCAACAUCGCCUACUCGUGCGGUCACUUCAAGAAGUUCAUGACGGUGCUAUCCCUGACUGGCCUGCAGGACGCGGAACACGCCGCCGCCAGGCUGCAGCAGUGCACGCAGGAGGCUCGCGGCGAGAGCUCCUAUGGGCUGGUGGUGGACGGGACAUCGUUGCUCAUCCUUCUCCGUGUCAUGGCAAAGGAUUUUUACGAGCUGUGCCGCGUGUGUCAGGCCGUGGUGUGCUGCAGGAUGUCCCCGCACCAGAAGGCGGAGACGGUGAAGCUGGUCAAGAACUCGAAAGACUCUCCGCGCUGCGCUGCUGUGGGCGACGGAGCUAAUGACGUGUCCAUGAUCCAAGAAGCUCACUUAGGAAUAGGUGUGAUGGGGAGGGAGGGGCGGCAGGCGGUGCGGUGUUCAGACGUCGGCCUCGCCAAGUUCAAGUUCCUGCAGAAAGUUCUCUUCGUGCACGGCCACUGGAACUACGUCAGGAUGGCCAACUUCGUCAACUCCUCCUUCUACAAGAACAUUGCCUUUAACACUCCCAUGGUGUUCUACUCGGCGUGGAGUGCUUACUCAACACAAAGCGUCUACGAAGGUUUCAUCCUGACGAUGUUCAACAUUACUUGCACGACGCUUCCCACGCUGGUUUAUGGACUUUUUGAACAGGACAUUCCGGCGGACUUUCUCCUCUCGCGGCCGCACCUCUACCAGCGCCUCACACGCAACGCUCUGCUCGCGUGGACGGUGUUCCUGAAGUGGAAUCUGUUCGGGCUGUGGCACGCGGUGGUCAUGUACUUCGGGCUGAUGCUGGCCUGCCAAGACGACACCUGCGGCCUUCCCGAUGGACAGACCCCUGACCUGUACUUGUUUGGGAUGGCGCUGGGGACACUGUGCACCUUCGUCGUGAACUUCAAGAUCUUCCUCGAGGCCAACCACUGGAACUUGAUGCUCGUCCUGGCCAUGCUUGUCACCGCCCUGGGUUAUGCUCUCUUCUAUGUCAUCUACUCAGGACUCCCCGUCAUGCCAUUUGUGACCUACGGGAUCUACUUUGUGUACUACCGUCUGUACGAGAGUCCCGCCCUCAACCUGACGUGCCUCCUGCUGGGUGUGACCUGCCUCCUGCCUGACUUGCUCGAGAAGACCUACAGAUACUCCACCGAUCGCGAGAUGAGGCUGAUGACGCAGAAGAGAAAGAGAAAAAGGAAGGACAAGAAGAGAGUGGGGAGUUUCAGAAGCACCGAAGGACACGAUAAUGAGGUGUUCGGGUCCCUGGCGUGCGAGGCUCCUGUAGAAAGAGGAAGGUUCGAAGCCAGCCAGCGAAACAGUACCACGAGCAGGAUCACUGUCACGGAACUUUAGUAGCUUCACGGCACUCCGUCUUCGUUUCCUUCGGGAACUUCAGUCAGGGUAGAAAUAAAUAAUAUACUGGAGGUUAUUGACUUUAAGGAACAUUAGUUGGUGAAUUGGUGUGUGUGAAUUGUGAGCGAAACUGUGAUUACGUAGCACCAGUAAAGAUAUGUCACAUCUCGUCUGUGUGUGUGUGUGUUAGAGACUUUUCUCUCCCCACAAUGCCUUUCUCUUUCUCCGUUCCUGAGGGAGGGGGAGGUGGUGUGUUGGUGUGUUGUCAUGCAGUGCUGCAGUGCUGGCUGGGACGGGACUGUAUUUGUACUGUACCUCGGAAGUAAAAUUAAACAAAGUAACAUUUCUCACUUUCCUGACACUCUCCUUCCUUGGCGGCAAUUCUCAGCGGAAAUGUAUUCGUUCAUGGCGUGGCGGUGGGAACACUUUUUUUUUUUUGUUUCAUUGUUUGAAAUGAUUCUUCGACAAGCCACAUGCAGCUGACGAGUCACGACCUUAAAACUGCUGAGAUGAGGGAAGGCAUAACUAGGUAUUCCAGCCACGACCACAGCGGGUCAUCUGAACAUCAUUACAAUCUCGUAUAAAUAGGGUAUAAAUAAUGUUUAUAUUCCGACACGUCUUUGCACUCUGUAAAACGCCUUUAGCGGUCACAGCCUUGGACUAGACUCCGCUCCGCCUGAGAUGCUGGUAUCAGAUCACAACACUCUCCUGAGACCAUAUGCUGCUCUCCUCCAUGAUCGUGUCCAAAUUGUUAGUCUCGCCAUAUUCUAUUGUUAUAUUUUCCAGUUUCCGUAAAUUCUCAACGGUGAGCUGCUGCAUGACGGGACUGUCGACUACAGGGCCGCUGGGAGCGACGGCUGACGUUGAGUUGUGGCGGGGGUCCGGCGCGUUGCUCACCUGCGUCACCUCCCACGCGCUCCUUCCGUCAUCGUACACAAAGGCGUCGUUGUAGAUUCCGACGUAUGCUUUGACUGACACGGCUCGUUGCUUCUAGUGGAAAGAAAAUUUUGAAAUGUAUCAUGUUACGCUUCCUUUCAGUACAGUUACGUAUUGUCUGUAACGUUUCUAUAUGAACAUGAGACUGAUGUGACUGUAACAGCUACAGCCCGAAUUAAAACAAUGUUGGAAUUACACACAAUACAAUAGUAAC